Messenger RNA from Pristis pectinata (smalltooth sawfish), 4712 nucleotides. It is a transcript of the gene robo4, whose product is annotated as roundabout, axon guidance receptor, homolog 4 (Drosophila). Gene Ontology annotation, molecular function: protein binding. Gene Ontology annotation, biological process: cell-cell adhesion; axon guidance. Lineage: Eukaryota; Metazoa; Chordata; Chondrichthyes; Rhinopristiformes; Pristidae. The transcript is spliced from 20 exons. Gene Ontology annotation, cellular component: axon; plasma membrane. The coding region runs from base 271 to 3870 and encodes 1199 amino acids. The record is from RefSeq and is a predicted model, not a curated record.
CUGUUAAGGGAAUAUAACUAACCAUAGGGGAGGACGAGGGAUAUAGAGAUAAAUCUGUGCUGGAAGAGACAUCAAAUAAACCACAGCAAAGCAGGAGCGGGAAUAAACAGACUCGGCGAAGAAGGAGGGAUUAAUAGAAACGUGAGGGGUAGAGCAGCACUGGGAGUUUAACACUUAAAAAAAGUUUGCUAAAAAGUUUUCUGCGAGGUUUUAAGCUUUGAUGAGCCUGCGGGAGACUGGCGGGGCUGCAGUCUCGGAUGCUCAGCGCCGAUGGAAGCCGGGGCAAGGCUGCUCCUCCGGCUUUUGCUGCUUUGGGAACUUUCCCCUUCUUUGCAAGAUUCCAGACUACGUCUGGACGAAUCACCCCCUGAGAUAAUUGAACAUCCAACUGACCUUGCUGUGUUCCGGGGUGAGCCGGCUACACUGAACUGCCGUGCAGAGGGAAGGCCCCAGCCGAUUAUCGAGUGGUACAGAAAUGGCGAACGUGUGGAGACCAGCAAGGACGACCCUCUGUCCCAGCGAACUCUCCUGCCUCACGGCUCCCUCUUCUUCUAUCAGCUGAACCAGGGGCGUAAAGGAAAGUCAGAUGAGGGCAUAUACACAUGCGUUGCAAGGAACCAUCUGGGAUAUGCCUUGAGUAAGAAUGCAUCACUCUACGUGGCAUCCCUGCGGGAGGAGUUCCGCCUGCAGCCCAGCAGUGUAGUGGUGGCAUUAGGCGAGCAGGCAGAUAUGGAAUGUCUCCCACCCCGAGGUCACCCAGAGCCAACCGUUACAUGGAAGAAAGAUGGAGUACCUCUCAAUGAAACGGAUGACCAUUACAGAGUCACUGUUGGCAAACUCACCAUCUUCUACACUCUCCGGAGUGAUUCGGGAAUGUACGUGUGUGUAGCAACAAACAAAGUGGGACAGCGGGAGAGCAGGGCUGCCCGAGUGUCUGUAUUAGAAAAGCCAACCUUCGUUCAAAGGCCAAGUGAUGAAACAGUAAUAGCUGGAAAUAGCGUGCAGUUUUCCUGCAAAGCUCGAGGUGAUCCGAUGCCGCGAGUGCGUUGGAAGAAGGAAAAUGGAGAGCUUCCCACUGGGAGGUACGAGGUGAACUCUGAUAACACAAUAAGGAUUCAUUAUACUGCUCUUAGUGAUGCCGGUCUUUACACCUGCCUGGCUGAGAAUUCGGUGGGUUCAUCUGCUGCCUCUGUCUCCCUCAUUGUACAAGAUGCUCUUGAUACUGGUCAGAAGGAGAGACGGAAGGCUACCCAACGGGAGUUGUUGGAUGUCCGUGUAUACCUACACAACAUUACCAUUCUUCCAUCAUCUUCACAUGUCCAUCUCCACUGGAAGGUUGUUUCACCAUCUCAGUACAUCGAGGGAUUUAAUGUUUUCUUUCGUUCUCUGAUGCCCCUGAGCACGGACUGGAUGGUGGAGCAGGUUACAAACCCAGCUGAAGAGCAUACAGUGCUGACCACACUCAGGAGGGGCUACAAGUACGAGUUCAAGGUUCAAGCAUACAGCGGAAAGUUUUGUAGUCCAGACAGUAACACAAGGCAUGGAAGGAUUCCCGAGGAAGUACCAGAUGCUCCACCUCACAGUGUUAUCAUUGCAACCACAGAAAGUAGGAAUGACAGUAUUGUGGUCAGCUGGAAGCCACCUCCUCCCGAGUCCCACAACGGCAUCAUCAAAGGUUACAAGGUUUGGUGUUUGGGGAAUGAUACACAGCAUCACAGAAACUGGACAGUGAACAGCAGUACGCACCAGCUGGAGAUCCCCGCAAUGAAUUCUGGGAUUGAGUACCGUGUGCAGAUUGCAGCGAUCAAUGGCGCUGGAGUGGGAGUUCACACCAAACCACAGUAUGUCUACCUAGACCCCUCGGGUCAGGAGACAUCAUCGGAGUCUUCAAUCUUUGGUCGGGUGCUGGAGUUUGUGAGGCGGCCGGUUUUCAUUGCAAGUGCGGGGAGUGUGAUCUGGGUCAUCCUGAUGGUGCUCAGUGUGUGCUUGUACUGUCGCCGUACCAAACGGGGUCACAUUCAGAAGCAACACAAGCUGAGCAAAGGCAUGUACAGGCUGGCUAAUGAAGACAUUAUAAUCAAACACAGGAUGAACCUCAUUGAUUCUCCUUGGCUGUCAAACUCUUGGAAAUCAAACAGCUGCUCCAAGAACCUCAGUGCCGGUGGUACUCGCCCUCUCUGGCUGCACAGCUGGGAGAAUCAGAUGUACAGAGAAGCAGGUUCGUCAUUUGAGAAGACUCCGGUUUUGAGGGUCCAAGGCCCCACUCUGUUGUCUGACAACAGCCUGAAUGGGACGUUCAGCACUGACAUUAAAGGGAAAGAUCUGAAGACGUUCAGUACUCCGCUUGUACAGAGGUCCACCAUUUCCAACCACAGUGUUCAGAUGACUCCAGACCACAGCCCUUUGCCAUUGCUGAAGAACAACAUAAACAGAAACAACAUCAACAGCUUUGGUCAGGAGGUUACAAAGUUACCGCAGAAAAUGCCACCCUACCUGCAGCCAAAUGUGGAAUUCUGGGAUAAAAACUGUAAUAAAGGAAAUAUUGGGCCCGUAAUGGCUAUUUGCCGCAACCCGACCACAAGGAAUGUGCCAGGCGCCAUCACAAGCCCAGAAAACACUUGCAAAGGUGAGGGGAAGACAGUGAUGAAGACUUUCUGUUCCCCAAAGGCGCAGCAUCGCAGUUUCGGGCUAAGACUGGUUGAUGCUCUUCCUCCUCCACCCCCUCGUCCUGUAGAGGAACCUGGACAAGUGCAGGGCCCAGAGGAAAGGCAAAGCAAAUCUACAAAGAAUUCUGAAUCAAACAUGGUCUCACCAAGAAGAACGAGGAAGGAAUGCUGCUCUUCUUCAGGAGACAAGUUGUCCACUCAGACCACAUGCUACAGCCAUCAGUCCACUGCCACCUUCUCUCUGUCCGCAAACAACGACACUGCAAAGGGAUUCCGUCCAGAGCAAGUAGCUCAGUAUCUGGAGCUGACAGAUGAGGGCAGGAAAAGGCACUUUACAGACAACCUGUCCACCUUUGAAAGACCUUUCUCACCUCCCCACACGUACGGGUACAUUUGCGGGCCGCAGCUCUCCGACCUGGAAACGGACACCGUGGACUACGAUGAUGAAGAUGAAGACCUGGACAUGGAGGUUGCCCGUGUGAACUCGCACAGAUACUUCCAUAGGCUCUGCCACAGCCCGACCUCCAGCAUCAGCGAGUGCGAGAGUUCCCUUGCAGGGUCUUUGGCCAAUGGCUGGGGCUCAGUGUCCGAGGACAAUUUCACCAGUGCCCGCUGCAGCAUGGUCAGUUCGUCCGAUGGCUCCUUCCUCAUGGAUGCCAACUUUGCUCAGGCACUGGCUGUGGCAGUGGACAGCUUCUGCUUUGGGCUGGCACAGCCAGAGAGGGAGACGCCUUACACAGCGCUCUCUUCAUCCUCCUUUCUGCCGACUGCCUUCCCUGACACUGUAUCCCACAACCCAACUGAAGGAUCAGAGGUCACGAGUGUGUGCCCGGAAUCUGACCCUGCUCACAUUUGGGAUUGGAAUCUGUCUUGGGCAGAUGAACUAGAAGACAAAAUCGCACAGAAGGUGGAAAUUACAAGGAGGAACCCAAUGGCUCUUGGAAAAGAUCUCAGCAAACCCUUCAGGAAUCUCUCAGACCAGCAGCAGCAGGGCAAGAGCAUCACUGGUACAAAGACUGAGCUACAUGUGUACAAUUCUGGACUGGAUGUGCAGGUGAACCCCACCCUCAGUGCGGUACAUGUGUCUUUCGCAACGGUUGGAACCCCGGUACACAAGAGUUUUGCAGUUAGGAGGAAGGUGGACAAAGUUGGACUGUUGAACUUCCCCGUGGAUGCCAAUGGUCUCACCAUGGUUAAAGUUUAAGGAGGUGCACAACUGAAUAUCCUAUGGAUGUGGCCCAUCCCUGUACAUACAGAAAUCUAAGGAGCCAGAUCCAUGAGGAAGUGAAGGAUGUUUAUAGGGUGCAGACAUUACACUGGUGAUUGGUGUCCUGCAUGCUCUACCUGGUCAACUACAAUUCAAUUUGGUCAAUGCUACACAUAUCCAAAUGGUGGACGGUUCCAUGUGUAGUCUGUGUAGCGUCUAUAGCAAACUCAUUAGUCUGGAACCAUGAAGUGUUGGGAAGGUUUGUCUAAGCUUCCCAUUUCUUUGAAAUCAAGGGCAGAAAAACAAAACAGACAGCAUAUUUACAGCCAGAUGUUAGUAACCAGUGACCGAAGAGUGGCUGAACAUUGGCUUGUAGAUUGUGUAGAUAGGCAGCUGAGGCUGAAUGGGGGAAAAUGGGGUUUAACUCAAAAGCCAGGCUGUUGUUCUUGGGGCAUCGGAGUACAUGUACAUUGAAACCCACAAGUGCACAUCAGCUUUUAAUUUAUCUCUUUACUAAUUCAUCUAACAGAUUUAUUUAAAUAAAAUUGACUCUGAAAGCUGAUAUGGAGCGACGAUCAAAACAGCAAACAUCAAGGAGGCCUAAAGCAUUGGUGACCAAAUUCAGCUAUGUCUAUUGCCCAUUACUGGAGAAAUAUAGAAAGAGAUCAAAACAUAUAUAUUGAUUGGCUAGAGAAUUUUCACUUGGUGUACCUGAAGGGCCAUUUUCUCUGAAGAUCUAGUAUUGACAAUGUUACUUCAUUCUGAUGUUAAUCUAACUGUACUUAUCAUUUUCAAUAUGAACAAACAGCAUUAAAAGAAGUUAAAAAACUGUGCUGAGA